Molecule: messenger RNA, 3036 nt
Organism: Penicillium paradoxum
Lineage: Eukaryota; Fungi; Ascomycota; Eurotiomycetes; Eurotiales; Aspergillaceae
Exons: 4
Coding region: 1-3036 (1011 amino acids)
Molecular function (GO): methyltransferase activity
Source: RefSeq, a predicted model, not a curated record
AUGUCGGCUCUUUUCCCGAAUGCCGAAAUCACAGGCACGGAUCUAUCUCCAGUACAACCGACAGAGGUCCCCCCUAACGUCCAUUUUCUGGUCGAUGAUGCCACAGAAGAAGAGUGGUUAUGGGACUCUGACCACUUCGAUUUCAUGCAUAUCGGCCACAUGACUGGAGCCAUGCCAUCUUUCAAACGUCUAUUACGACAGGCCUUCAAGCACCUAAAACCAGGCGCCUACAUGGAAUGUCAUGAGCUAGACCCCAAACCAAAAUGCGACGAUGGUACCAUGCCCCCAGAACAUCCAGACGGUGGAUACAGUGAAUUUGCUCUCCAUGAUUGGGUGGACCUUAGCAUACGCUCCAGCCGUGAUACUCAUCCACCAAGGCAAUUUCGGAUCGCGCACCGAAUCGCACAGUGGAUGAAAGAUGUAGGGUUCGUUGACGUUGAGCAACAUGUCUCAAAAAUCCCCGUAAAUACUUGGCCACAAGACGAGAAGCUAAGGACCCUUGGUGCUUGGAACGAAAGCAAUUGGCUUGCUGCUUUGUCGGGGUGGUCAUAUAAACCGUUUCUUGCCCUCGGAUGGUCGAAACCUGAGAUUGAAGUCUUCCUUGUUGAUGUGAGAAAGAGUAUACAGGAUCGAAGUGUGCAUGCAUAUAUGGAAUUUUAUGUGGUGACAGGAAGGAAGCCCUACCCGGCACGCCAAGACCUGGAAACCUACCGUGUGAAAGUUGAUCCCCAGUGCUUGCGACAAGUCCAUGACAGCAAUUGGCUCGCACAUGCCAUAGCCCACUCUAUGUCUUUCGGCAGACAUGCCUACCGGCAUGCUCUCAAGCCACCCGCUACACCAACCCUCGAUCAUCUCUGGAUUAGCGAUGACCUACUCGCAGCCACGUUUCGGCGCUUUGCCAACGGUCAACGGCGCCAUGGAAGCUGCGUCCCUGGACCCCUCGAGGCACGGCGACGCCUAGCGAAGCGGAGAAAUACUGCUUUGGCGAGCAUUGGGGGAGGUCCUGCUGAAGAUAUCGCGUGUCUAUUUGGCCGCAAUGGGAGAGAACACAUGAAGUGGACCGACCAUCCGUGGCAGAGAGCGCCGUUUGAAACCCAAACCUUGGUCGAUCAUUCGUCAGGUCCUUACGAGCUACCCUUUUCUUUCUCCGACCAGAAUCCGCAGCCCGAACCUAGCGAAUUUCAUGCUGAUCCUACUCCUUCGGAUGAUCCGGCCAACGCGGACCAGGCUACACGCGAAGAGAUACUGGAAAAGUUUUUGGAUGGGAAAAGUUGGGGCAUUGAAGAUGCUCGGGACUUCACUCGUCGGCUGAGAAUUGAUCUCCACCGGGAGCCACGAUACAGCCAGCAAAUCUUCAAGCGCUUACUUGCUCGCUCAGACCCGAAUCUCACGGAAGCAAUUGCAUUUUUGGAUGAUCCUUUUUUGAACACUCGGGGAUCGGGGAAUUACGUCGCAGCUGUCGAAAUAUUCGUUCGAACCAAAGCGAAGCGCGGCAAACGGAUCGCUGUUUUGAAUGCAAUCAAUCGCGCCCUGGAGUUGGGGUUGAUUUCGACCGAUGAGAUCUGUUUGAUCAUCACCGCUUUGCCGAAGAUCAUUGUUGAAAGCAACAAAACCUUGGGAUCGUGGGACCAAAAAGCGCUCUUGAAACAUUAUCGGGCGAUGUGGAAAGCUAUCGGGUCCUGUAAUAUCCUCGGAUACGCAGAUCUGGACAUGAAUAUUGUUGAUGCGUGGCUCGGAGAGCUCUUGAACACUCACAGCUUUCGCUUUGCUGAGGAAAUCAUCAUCGAAACCCAUGACGCAGAUCGUCGCAGCCAGUGGCCUUCUGUCUUGGUUCAAGCCUGGCUAGAAACUAUGGAUGUCGAUCCAGAGACGAGCUUGCCUUUCCCCGACAAGAUCUUCAGCCAGCUUGAUGUUAACAGUGCGGCGGAUUGUGUCAUUCGCGUAACAGAGUCGCUGGCAUCAUCUUCAACAGACAGAGUUUCCAGGAACAAACUACUUGCACGAUGGCGGGAUUGCCUCUCGAAGGCCGAGGUCAUCUCAACCGUCGCCGAGUCACAGGUCUGGUUUGACUUCCCUCUACCAUGUGUUCGAACACAGAUCAAGCAUGCCCCCCUGAGUCAUUCAACUCAACGUCAGAUUGUACUACGACUCUGGCUUCUACGAACUCUUGGUCGAUCCACUGGGCCCAUGUACAAACAGAGCCCACGGUUAACGGAUCGGCCAAUCUGCUCAUUGCUCAAUCUGUACGAAACCGUGAUGCAAAACACCAGUGGAACAUUCUUCCCCGACUUGAUGCAGGAGAUUCAUGACCUUGAUCUUCCAUACAACGGCCUUCUCCUCCUGGCUCUCAACAAAAAGGGCAAAACUUCUAUCACCAAAACUACACGCAAAACCCUCGAACAGCUGGAAACCAACCAGCUUUCCUUAGCGCAAGUGUGGACCAUCCCAUCCAUCCACAAGGGAAUCCAAAAGCUUUUCCACUCUUCAUUCGACGAAAUGUUCCGUCGCAUGGACCUAACAAACCCGACCACAGUUGAAGAGAUGCUGCGCGUUGUUCGAUCAGGUGACUCAACGAGCAUCUGGCCCAUCCUCAGACUCCUCAACAACAAUACCCCGUUCAAGCUUAGUAUCCACAAAGCCUGGCAGCCCAUUCCGCACCCCGAUGACAAAGCCCUCAUACGAUAUCACCCGGCUCCACGAACCAGCCAAUGCCCCGAUCCCCAUGCUGCGGUAGACCUCAUCAACCAGCUGGCGAUUGCCCUUUCUUGCUGCAAGGAUUUGAGUCCGUGCCAGUCCUUCCGUAUGAUUCACUGGCUCUAUGGAUAUCUUCGCAGACAUGGCGGACCUGUGGAUCCAGUAUUCGUGCGGGCAAUGUAUCAUGCUGGUGUUGUACGUUAUCGUCGUGAGGGUCUCCGUAUCUCCGCUACUCAGUAUGAGUACAUUAUUUGGAUUGUGGGCAAGUUUGAAGGCUACGAGGUCAUUGAGCAGCUCACAGCUCUGCCCCAGAUUGGCGAGUCAAGAUCUGACCGCUAUUAG